AUAUAUAUAUAUAUAUAUGCAAAUACAUAGAUAUAAUUCAAAGUAUAUUUCGUUUCACUUCAGCCACUAAGGUACUUAAAAUUAGAAGACAUCCAUAGUGAUUGUUUUGUAAACGUUUGGAAUAUACACCACUGAAAAAAUUUAUAAAGUAGCAGAAGAAAGGACCAAUACACUUUCACAUGUUACACAUUAAAACCAUGCCUUCAAAAAAAGAAAUUGAUGAACUUUUAGAAAUCUUUCAUGAGUUGGAUAAAAAUAAUGAUGGUCAUAUAUCAAGAACAGAAUUAAUCAGCAAACUAGGCACUAAAUCUUUGGAGAGACAAAAAGUUAACGAACUAAUGGAAAUACUUGAUAUAAAUGGGGACGGUAUGAUUAGCUUCGGAGAAUACAGAUUAAUGCUUGGGCUGACGGGUCAGUCAGUUGAUGCCUGGAAACGUCUCUUUCGGAAACUGGAUAAAGAUGGAUCGGGUACACUGGAUUACCACGAAAUUUGUUCUCUCUUUGGUAAUGAAAAUUCUCCUGAAGUAAGACAGUCAGUCCGAAAUUAUAUGAAGAAAUAUGACACUGAUCGAGAUGGACGAAUAAAUCUCAAGGAGUUUUUAACAUUUGUUGCUGAACAGGCUGGAAAAGAUUCAUGAUGAUUCUACGUUAAAAACAAUUUACAGUUACCGCUAACACAUGUUAUAAGAAUAGUAAACAAAACAAGGUUGCAGAAAUAAAUGUUUUGUUUAUUUUUGUUGAACAAUGAACAAGUAUAAUUUUAUGUACAAAUAAAAGUGACAAAAAUAUAUCGUAUCAACU
This is a messenger RNA of Heterobilharzia americana, 801 nucleotides long. NCBI's taxonomy places the organism in Eukaryota, Metazoa, Platyhelminthes, Trematoda, Strigeidida, Schistosomatidae. The record is from the annotation of a GenBank genome assembly.